Equus caballus (horse) is the source of this 3849-nucleotide messenger RNA. RefSeq names its product tubulin gamma complex component 3 (gene TUBGCP3). Gene Ontology annotation, molecular function: gamma-tubulin binding; microtubule minus-end binding. Gene Ontology annotation, cellular component: gamma-tubulin complex; centrosome; equatorial microtubule organizing center. NCBI's taxonomy places the organism in Eukaryota, Metazoa, Chordata, Mammalia, Perissodactyla, Equidae. The record is from RefSeq and is a predicted model, not a curated record. Gene Ontology annotation, biological process: meiotic cell cycle; mitotic cell cycle; cytoplasmic microtubule organization.
GUGUGGGAAGGACCCGCGGUUUCGGCGGGUUCCGUUAAAAUGGCGCCCUCGUCGCCGGCGGUGCCCGCGGGGCCUUAGCCUGUCGGGGACGCGGGAGCCCGCGGGGCGCGGGGCGGGCGGCGGGGCCUCCGGAGCGCGGCGGGCUCGGGCCGGGGGCUCCGCGGGCCCGGUGGGCAGACCCGGGCGAGCAUGGCGACCCCGGACCAGAAGUCGCCGAACGUCCUGCUGCAGAACCUGUGCUGCCGCAUCCUGGGCAGGAGCGAAGCUGAUGUAGCCCAACAGUUCCAGUAUGCUGUGCGAGUUAUUGGCAGCAACUUUGCCCCAACUGUUGAGAGAGAUGAAUUUCUAGUAGCUGAAAAAAUCAAGAAAGAACUUACUCGACAAAGAAGAGAAGCAGAUGCUGCAUUAUUUUCUGAACUCCAUAGAAAACUUCAUUCACAGGGAGUUUUGAAAAAUAAGUGGUCAAUUCUCUACCUCUUGCUAAGCCUUAGUGAAGACCCACGCAAGCAGCCAAACAAGGUUUCUAGCUAUGCCACGUUAUUUGCUCAAGCGUUACCAAGAGAUGCUCACUCUACUCCCUACUACUACGCCAGGCCUCAGACCCUCCCGCUGAACUACCAGGACCGCAGCACCCAGUCGGCGCAGAGCUCUGGCAGCGUUGGGAGCAGCGGCAUCAGCAGUAUAAGCAUGUGUGCCCUCAACGGCCCGGCCCCCACGCCACAGUCUCUCCUCCCGGGACAGUCUCAUCAAGCUCCAGGAGUAGGAGACUGUCUUCGACAGCAGUUGGGGUCACGUCUUGCAUGGACUUUAACUGCAAACCAGCCUUCUUUACAAACCACUACCUCAAAAGGCAUCCCCAGCACUGUUGCUCGCACCGUGACAAGGCCAAGGAGAGAAGGGGAUGCAGGUGGUGCUGUGGAAGUUACUGAGGCAGCCCUUGUCCGAGACAUUUUGUAUGUGUUCCAGGGCAUAGAUGGCAAAAAUAUCAAGAUGAGCAACGCUGAGAAUUGUUACAAAGUGGAGGGAAAGGCAAACCUAAGUAAAUCUUUGAGGGAUACGACAGUCAGACUUGCUGAGUUGGGAUGGUUACAUAAUAAAAUCAGAAAAUACACUGACCAGAGGAGUCUAGACCGUUCAUUUGGACUUGUAGGUCAGAGCUUUUGUGCUGCCUUGCACCAAGAACUCAAAGAAUACUAUCGAUUACUCUCUGUUUUACAUUCCCAGCUCCAGUUAGAGGAUGAUCAGGGUGUGAAUUUGGGCCUUGAGAGUAGCUUAACACUCCGGCGCCUCCUGGUUUGGACAUACGACCCCAAGAUACGACUGAAGACUCUGGCGGCCCUGGUGGACCACUGCCAAGGAAGGAAAGGAGGUGAGCUGGCCUCAGCCGUCCACGCCUACACGAAAACAGGAGACCCAUACAUGAGGUCCCUGGUGCAGCACAUUCUCGGCUUAGUGUCGCAUCCUGUCCUGAGCUUCCUCUACCGUUGGAUAUACGACGGGGAGCUCGAGGACACUUACCAUGAAUUUUUUGUAGCAUCGGAUCCAACAGUUAAAACAGAUCGACUCUGGCAUGACAAGUAUACUUUAAGGAAAUCGAUGAUUCCUUCGUUUAUUACCAUGGAUCAAUCUAGGAAGGUCCUUUUGAUAGGAAAGUCAAUAAAUUUCCUGCACCAAGUUUGUCAUGACCAGGCACCCACGACAAAGAUGAUAGCUGUGACUAAGUCUGCAGAAUCACCCCAGGAUGCUGCAGAUUUAUUCACAGAUUUGGAAAAUGCCUUUCAGGGGAAAAUUGAUGCAGCUUAUUUUGAGACCAGCAAAUAUCUAUUGGACGUUCUCAAUAAAAAGUAUAGCUUGCUGGACCACAUGCAGGCCAUGAGGCGCUACUUGCUUCUCGGUCAAGGAGACUUCAUAAGGCACUUAAUGGAUUUGCUCAAACCAGAGCUUGUCCGUCCAGCCACCACUUUGUAUCAACACAACUUGACUGGAAUUCUUGAGACUGCUGUCAGAGCCACCAACGCCCAGUUUGACAGCCCUGAGAUCCUCAAGCGACUGGACGUGAGGCUGCUGGAGGUGUCUCCAGGUGACACAGGGUGGGAUGUCUUCAGCCUGGAUUACCACGUUGACGGACCGAUCGCAACUGUGUUCACUCGAGAGUGCAUGAGCCACUACCUAAGAGUGUUUAACUUCCUUUGGAGGGCUAAGCGGAUGGAAUACAUCCUUACUGACAUCCGAAAGGGCCAUAUGUGCAACGCGAAGCUCCUGAGAAACAUGCCAGAGUUCUCUGGGGUGCUGCAUCACUGCCACAUUCUGGCGUCUGAGAUGGUCCAUUUCAUUCAUCAGAUGCAGUAUUACAUUACAUUUGAGGUGCUAGAAUGUUCCUGGGAUGAACUUUGGAACAAAGUGCAGCAGGCCCAAGACUUGGACCAUAUCAUUGCAGCACAUGAGGUGUUCCUGGACACCAUCAUCUCCCGGUGUCUGCUGGACACCGACUCCAGGGCACUUUUAAACCAGCUUAGAGCCGUGUUUGAUCAAAUUAUUGAACUUCAGAACGCUCAAGAUGCGAUCUACAGAGCUGCCCUAGAAGAACUGCAGAGACGGUCACAGUUUGAAGAGAAAAAGAGACAGCGUGAAACUGAGGGCCAGUGGGGAGUGACAGCAGCAGAGGAGGAGGAGGAGAACCAGAGGAUUCACGAAUUUCAAGAAUCUAUACCAAAAAUGUGUUCACAGCUGCGAAUAUUGACACACUUCUACCAGGGGAUCGUGCAGCAGUUUCUGGUGCUGCUGACCACCAGCUCGGAUGAAAGUCUCCGGUUCCUCAGCUUCAGGUUGGACUUCAAUGAGCAUUAUAAAGCCAGAGAGCCAAGACUCCGGGUGUCCCUGGGUGCCAGAGGGCGGCGCAGCUCCCACACGUGAGGGCUUUCGUGUCCUCUGAGGAGCCACCCCUGCUAUUAAUCGCAUUCUUAGACACAAACACUCACAUUCAAAUUCUCAAGGUGACGAACGUGCUGCGGGCGUCCACCAUUCCUGCCCACAGACGCUUGGGUGUUUCCUCGGCGUGGCGUCUGGCGGAAUCAGUCUUGUUUUUAUACAUCGGAGUGGAAUCUAUUUGUAAUAUCACUAAGUUAAAUAGGCUGGUUUGCACUAUUAAAAUUUAUUUCUAAAAGUCUUCAUAUUUAAAAGAUACCACACUUUGUUGAGGCUUCUUAAACCCUCGUGAUAUAAUUUAUAUUUGCCACUUAAAUCAGUUUCUUUUAGCAAAAACUAGGGCGAUGGAUAUCCAUCAGUUAAGGUGGUGAUGUCAUCACUAUUUUUUUAACAUUCUCCUUAGAGCCAAUUUUUUGUUAAUAUAGUCAAAUUAAAUUGAAACAAAAUGUCCCUACUAAGAAAAUAUAUAGAGCAUUUUAUUUUGUUUUUAGUGUUGUAAAAUAUUAAGAACCUUUAUAUCUUAGUGCGUUUACACAUGUUUAUUGUUCUUUUCUCUUCCUUCAAAGUUUACAUUUUUAUAUUUAAUUUACUCUUUCAGAUAGCUCUAGAACAGUGUAGAACAAAGUAGGAGUGACGUGGAACAAAAACAUCUGUCACCUGAAGCAGUAUGUAAAUAUGGGGACUAGAAAGUUAAUGAAGUAUUUUAUUUUCAAAAUUCUGAUAAGCAUUGGAAAGAAAUUGACUUGGAUAAUGAAGAUUUCCUUUUUCCUUGCCUAUUUUUUCAUUGUAAAUAUUUAUAUACUACUGAUCAGAUGUUGGAGGGAAAUGUUUUUGUAAAAUGUCAUAUCGAGUCACAUAAAUCUGCCUUUAUUAUGUUGCACAAGAAGUGAAAACUUAGAAAAUUAAAAGCGAUUAUCUUUCACA